Equus quagga is the source of this 901-nucleotide messenger RNA. RefSeq names its product retina and anterior neural fold homeobox 2 (gene RAX2). NCBI's taxonomy places the organism in Eukaryota, Metazoa, Chordata, Mammalia, Perissodactyla, Equidae. The coding region runs from base 237 to 791 and encodes 184 amino acids. The record is from RefSeq and is a predicted model, not a curated record. Gene Ontology annotation, molecular function: RNA polymerase II cis-regulatory region sequence-specific DNA binding; DNA-binding transcription factor activity, RNA polymerase II-specific. Gene Ontology annotation, biological process: positive regulation of transcription by RNA polymerase II. The transcript has 2 exons.
GCCUCCGCGUCCUGGGUCCCAGACAGGGAGACAGACAGACAGACAGACGGACAGAGAUGUAGGGAGCCAGACGCGGAGGCAUCAACAGGGAAGGAGGUGGAGACAGAGAGUCCGAGGUUGACGGGGACGCCGACGGGGACCGCGGGCCCCUCCCCGCCUGCCCGGCCGGCCGUCCCUCCCGCGGUCCCACCCCAUCCGUGGCGCUGCCGCCCCGCCAGGCGGGGGCGCGGAGGAGCAUGUUCCUGAGCGCGGGCGAGGGGCCGGCGGCGGAGGGCGGGGCCCCGGGGCCGGGCGAGGAGGCCCCCAAGAAGCAGCACCGGCGCAACCGUACCACCUUCACCACCUACCAGCUGCACCAGCUCGAGCGGGCCUUCGAGGCCUCCCACUACCCGGACGUCUACAGCCGCGAGGAGCUGGCGGCCAAGGUGCACCUGCCCGAGGUGCGCGUGCAGGUGUGGUUCCAGAACCGCCGGGCCAAGUGGCGCCGCCAGGAGCGUCUGGAGUCCGGCUCCGGGGCCGUGGCAGCCCCGAGGCUCCCCGAGGCCCCAGCCCUGCCGUUCGCCCGCCCUCCGGCCGUGCCGCUGCCCCUGGAGCCCUGGCUGGGCCCCGGGCCCCCUGCCGGGCCGGGCCUGCCACGCCUCCUGGGCCCCGGCCCCGGGCUGCAGGCGACCUUCGCACCCCAUGCCUUCGGGCCCGCCUUCUCUGACGGCUUCGCGCUGGAGGAGGCGUCGCUGCGGCUGCUGGCCAAGGAGCACGCGCAGGCGCUAGACAGGGCCUGGCCCCCGGCCUGAGCCGUCCGCCCUGUCACCAGGGCCUGCGACCUCCCGGGGACAGCGGCCACAGCCUGGUCACAGAGCGGCCCGGCCACCAGACCAGACCGCUGCUGCAGAGCAAGGCUUGG